GACGUGUCAAUGACCGAUAUAUUGUGUUACUAGUCACACACCUUGCAGUUAUAAAUAUCAAGCAGUAUAGUUUCACAUACACAAUACAGCUGCCAGCGACAUCAUGCAACCCAUCAUCCUAUAUGAUAUACCAAGCAAACUUCCCAAGAAAACAUGGUCGCCCAAGUCAUCAAAAAUGAGAUUCUGUCUGGGCCACAAAGGCCUUCCGUAUGAAGUUAUCUGGGUAGAGUUUCGUGAUAUUUCCGCAACCAUGAAAGACAUUGGCGCAUCGCCAACAGCUGGGGAAAUAUACUCCUUGCCAGUCAUUAAGGACCCCAAUACUGGCGCAGUGAUCUCCCACUCCGACACGAUUACUAAAUAUCUCGACGAAACCUACCCUGACAAGCUGCUUAUACCCCGCGGGACACAUGUACUCAUACAAACCUUUGAAACCCUAUUUAUCGGCACGGUUGUGGGGCCCUCCUCGGAACUCCUUAUGGCCAGAACACUCGAGAUACAGAACGAUAUUAGCCGGGAAUCCUUUAUCGAAUCGCGGUUAACGAUGUGUAGAGAAACACACUGGGAAGAUAUGGCUCCCAAAGAGAAGGCACAACGGAUGUUCGCUGCGCUCAAGAAGGGCCUUGGUGUGGUGGAUGGAUGGUAUCAAAAGAGCGGAGGGAGGUGGAUUAUGGGGGACACAUUCUCGUUUGGAGAUCUUGUUGUGGUUUGUUAUGUGGUUUGGUGGAGCGCUAUUUUGAAUAAACAAGAACGCCGGGAGAUCCAUGCCUUGCAUGGGGGAAGAUGGGCGCGUCUUUUGGCGGAUGUGAAUUUCGAGUGCAACACUGAUUUAGGCUACUUUGACUCUGAGGAACAUAAUAAUAGUCGUUCCUUCUUAUGAUCUUCAUGCAUUUUUUAGCUCAAGAAGCCCGUGGCCGCGGACUCUCAGCUGGGUCA
Suillus clintonianus is the source of this 933-nucleotide messenger RNA. RefSeq lists its product as uncharacterized. Lineage: Eukaryota; Fungi; Basidiomycota; Agaricomycetes; Boletales; Suillaceae. The coding region runs from base 104 to 877 and encodes 257 amino acids. The transcript has 2 exons. The record is from RefSeq and is a predicted model, not a curated record.